AUGUCGAUUUAUCGAGAAUUGAAAGAGCCUAAAGGACUGAUUCAAACGUCAAAGACCUCAUUGACAAGUUACACUGGUGAUAAACUUAAUGUUGUUGGCAAAUGCAUGUUGAAAUGUAUGAACAAACAGCUGAACUUUUUCGUGAGUGAAACAGAUCAGUAUCCUAUACUUGGUUUUCAAGCGUCACAAGAACUCGACAUAAUCAAGGUAGUGAUGGGUACUAAUAAAGAGGGAGAUUUUGAGGAGAAAUAUUCAGAGGUAUUCAAAGGCUUGGGGUGCCUGAAAGAGCCAUAUCACAUUGAAUUGGAUCCGGAGGUGUCAGCUGUAGUAAAUCCAGCGAGAAAAGUUCCUGUAGCAAUAAAAGGUCGUUUGAAGCUUGAGUUAGAAGAAAUGGAGAAGCAAGGAGUUAUUCGUAAAGUGGACAGACCGACUGACUGGGUAAAUUCAAUAGCAAUAGUGGAGAAACCAGGAACGGGGAGAUUACGAAUAUGCCUGGACCCGAAGCAUCUAAAUGAAGCGAUCAGAUGGGAACAUUUCCAAUUACCAACGGUAGAAGAAAUAGCGUCUCGGGUAUCUGGUGCAAAAGUGUUCUCCAAAUUAGAUGCAAAACAUGGGUAUUGGCAGAUACCAUUGGAUGAGCCAAGCCAACUCCUAACGACGUUCAGUACACUGUUUGGCAAAUAUUGCUUCAUGAGAAUGCCUUUUGGCAUUAAAUUCGCACAAGAGGUUUUCCAGAAGAGAAUUUUGCAACAUUUUGAUGAUCUCGAAGGCGUAGCCACUGACAUUGAUGAUAUACUCAUUUGGGGAUCGGAUGAACAGGAGCAUGACGCACGAUUAGAAGCCACCCUACAACGUUGUGAAGAAAUAAAUCUUACUUUAAAUUUAGACAAGUGCAAGUUCAAGAUGAACGAAGUAUCGUAUUGUGGUCACAUCUUCACGAAAGAUGGAGUGAAACCUGAUGAAUCGAAGAUUAAAGCAAUUCAAGAGAUGCCGACACACGUCGAAGAAGGAGAUUGA
Messenger RNA from Dendronephthya gigantea, 1017 nucleotides. RefSeq lists its product as uncharacterized. The record is from RefSeq and is a predicted model, not a curated record. Bases 1 to 1017 code for a protein of 338 amino acids. Lineage: Eukaryota; Metazoa; Cnidaria; Anthozoa; Malacalcyonacea; Nephtheidae. The transcript has a single exon.